Sander lucioperca (pikeperch) is the source of this 1252-nucleotide messenger RNA. RefSeq names its product KISS1 receptor b (gene kiss1rb). Bases 1 to 1110 code for a protein of 369 amino acids. The transcript is spliced from 6 exons. Gene Ontology annotation, biological process: neuropeptide signaling pathway. Gene Ontology annotation, cellular component: membrane. Gene Ontology annotation, molecular function: G protein-coupled peptide receptor activity. Lineage: Eukaryota; Metazoa; Chordata; Actinopteri; Perciformes; Percidae. The record is from RefSeq and is a predicted model, not a curated record.
AUGAUACUGGAACCAGCAGCCAAUCACAGUCCAGACUGUGGGUCUGUGUGCAACGAGUCCGCAGCUCUGGAGGGCCAGGGGCCACCGGUGCUGGUCGACGCCUGGCUGGUCCCCACUUUCUUCAGCCUUAUCAUGCUGGUCGGCCUGGUCGGGAACUCGCUGGUCAUCCAUGUGGUCACCAAGCACCAGCAGAUGAAGACCGUCACCAACUUUUAUAUAGUAAACCUGGCCACGACCGACAUCUUCUUUCUGGUCUGCUGCGUUCCCUUCACUGCCACACUGUACCCACUGCCCAGCUGGAUCUUUGGAGAGUUUAUGUGCCGACUGGUGAACUACCUUCAGCAAGUGACUGCUCAGGCAACAUGUAUCACCCUGUCAGCUAUGAGUGUGGACCGCUGCUACGUGACCGUCUAUCCUCUGCAGUCACUGCGACACCGCACCCCGCGCAUGGCUCUGGCCAUCUCUGUGUCUAUCUGGAUAGGCUCCUUGCUUCUGUCGAUCCCCGUAGCCGUGUACCAGCGUCUGGAGGCAGGAUACUGGUUUGGUCCUCAGACGUACUGCAGUGAGGUCUUCCCCUCGGCCCGCCUCCAGAGAGCCUUCAUCAUCUACAGCUUCCUGGCUGUCUACCUGCUGCCCCUUCUCACCAUAACCGCCUGUUACGCCUUCAUGCUCAAGCGCAUGGGGCGACCCAGUGUGAAUCCCAUCGACAGCAGCUACCAACUUCAGGCUCAUGCAGAGCGAGCAGCAGCAGUGCGGGCGCGAGUCUCCCGGAUGGUGGUGGUGAUGGUGGCCCUAUUCCUCAUCUGCUGGGGCCCCAUCCAGGUUUGCAUCCUCCUGCAAGCUUUUGGCCUCCGCAGUUACGUCCUAUACAAGCUGAAGAUUUGGGGUCACUGCAUGUCUUACUCCAACUCUUCCGUCAACCCGCUGGUUUACGCCUUCAUGGGCAACAACUUCAGAAAGGCCUUCAAGCACGCCUUCCCUGCCAUAUAUCUGUGGCGCACAAGGGCGAGAGUGAGGGUGGGAAACAUGGACGCAGAGGACGGGGGUGAGACAGAUUGCCAGGCACCCAAGGGAGAAGCAGAGAUGCAAUUUCUUUCAUCUGGGUCCUAAAGGUCAUGCUGGGCAUUCGGACACUGUGCGCUCAUUGUUUAUUUAUAGUUUGUUCUGGAGAUGAGAGCAGUCUGCUCUCUCUCUCUCUCUCUCUCUCUCUCUCUCUCUCAUACACACACACACACACACACACACACACACA